UCCUCGUGAGGGGAAUAUAAUUUGAGGUUAAAGAUGUAGGUUUGAGUCAGGAUUAGAACUGAGAAAGAGUAAGAGGAUACAGAUAUAUAUCUAUGAAAAGGGCUUACAAAACACGUGUGUGUCUGUGUAUCCGUGUGUGUGUGUCUGUGUGUGUGUGUAAGAGAGAGCGUCACACUCACCACACACUUGUUUCUACCGUAUGGGAGAUCAGCAGAUAAAAUUCUGCCUCUGAAUCAACAGCUCUGUUCUGUUUCACGGCAAAAUUUUUUUUCUCCGUACUCUUCACCCUGGACACUGAGCUAAUUCCCACCCUGAGGUGUCAUCAUGUCCACCGACCCCGCGGUCGAGCUGCCUUUCUUCUACGGCAGCAUCAGCCGCUCUGAGGCCGAGCAGCACCUGAAGUUGGCCGGGAUGUCCGACGGCCUCUUCCUGCUCCGACAGUGUCUGCGCAGUCUGGGAGGCUACGUCCUGUCCCUGGUGUGGAACCUGGAGUUCCACCACUAUCCCAUAGAGAAGCAGAUGAACGGGACUUACUGCUUCACAGGAGGGGUGCCUCACUGUGGGCCUGCAGAGCUGUGUGAGUUCUACAGUAAAGACCCUGAUGGACUGGUGUGCACUCUGACCAAACCCUGCCUGAGGACCCCCGACACCCCCAUUAAGACUGGUGUGUUUGACAGCCUGAGAGACAACAUGUUGAGGGAGUAUGUGAAGCAGACCUGGAACCUGGAGGGUGAAGCCAUGGAGCAGGCCAUUAUCAGUCAAGCUCCUCAGCUGGAGAAGCUGAUCGCUACAACAGCCCAUGAGAAGAUGCCCUGGUAUCAUGGUAAAAUAAGCCGCCAGGAAAGUGAGAGGCGUCUCUACUCUGGUGCACAGCCAGAUGGAAAGUUUCUAGUGAGAGAAAGAGACGAGCCUGGUACGUUUGCUCUGUCCAUGAUGUAUGGAAAGACAGUGUACCACUAUCAGAUCAGCCAGGAAAAAUCUGGGAAAUUUUCAAUGCCAGAGGGAACGAAGUUUGACACAGUCUGGCAGUUGGUGGAGUACCUGAAGAUGAAAGCUGAUGGUCUGGUGACUGUGCUCAGAGAAGCUUGUCUAAAUGGGAAACCAGUUGAAAAGACCCCGAGUAUACCAAACAGACCUGGACCUGGAUCAGGUGCGGGAAGAUACACACCGACACCUAGAGCCGGGCCUGUGCAACAGGAAGUUUUGCCCAUGGACUGCAGUGAGUUCAACCCGUACCAUGACCCCAACGACGUGAAGAGAUUCAACAUCAAGAGGAGUCAGCUGCUAAUAGAUGAAGUGGAGCUGGGAACUGGAAAUUUUGGCUGUGUCAAGAAGGGAGUCCUCAAGUCUGACACUGGUCAGGUAGACGUGGCCAUCAAAGUGCUCAAGAGCGACAACGAGAAGCUGGUGAAGGAGGAGAUGAUGAGGGAAGCUGAGAUCAUGUAUCAGCUGAGCAACCCCUACAUCGUCCGCAUGCUGGGUCUCUGCAAUGCUGAGAGUUUGAUGCUGGUCAUGGAGAUGGCCUCUGCUGGACCGCUCCACAAAUUCCUCAGCAAUAAUAAGGAUAAUGUGAGCACAGAGAACAUUGUCAACCUGUUGCAUCAGGUGUCCGUGGGAAUGAGGUAUCUGGAGGAGAAGAACUUUGUGCACAGAGAUUUAGCCGCUCGUAACGUCCUGCUGGUCAACAAACAGUAUGCAAAAAUCAGUGAUUUCGGCCUCUCUAAAGCCCUGGGAGCAAAUGACAGCUACUACAAGGCUCGCAGUGGAGGUAAAUGGCCGCUGAAAUGGUACGCUCCAGAGUGUAUCAGCUUCCACAAAUUCUCCAGUAAAAGUGAUGUGUGGAGUUUUGGUGUCACCAUGUGGGAAGCCUUUUCCUACGGAGGGAAGCCUUACAGGAAAUUGAAAGGACAAGAGGUGAUGGAAUUCCUCAAAUCCGGGAAGCGAAUGGACUGUCCCGCAGCAUGUCCUGAGAGAAUGUAUACGCUAAUGAAAGAGUGCUGGACCUACGAACACGAAAACCGCCCAGACUUCAAGAAGGUGGAGGCGUCCAUGAGGACGUACCAUUACUCCUUAUCAAACAAGGUCAACCUCGAGGUAGAGGCAGCGGCAGCGGCAGUGGCUUCGGAGUCUAACAAGUAGACAGAAACAAGCAUACAUUUUGUUCCAGCUGCUAAACAAAGCGUCCAUUCAACAGGCCAUUAAAGCAACACAACAAAGGGCUUUUUAUGAUCAGUGCACGCUGGCCAGUUUCCUCUGCAGUUCUGACACAGCUACGCAGGCCUCACUGCCAUGAAAUAUGCAUUUUUGCAUAUUGAUUUGUGCGUAUUGACCUUCUGUGUAAUAGCCAUGUAAAGAGGAUCUUUGUCUGUGGGCUGUGGUUUAAAUGCAAGUGUCAACGUCUUCACAUUGCUGGACAAACUACGUCUUUAUUCUGUUAUUAUUAUUAUUAUUUCUUUUCUUUUUUUGGAGGGAGAGCUGUUAGUUGUACAAGUUGUUCUCUGAGACCGUUCUCUAACUACCUACUGUAGAAGCAGUUUGUUUUAAGCAUCAGAAUAAAAUUAGUUUUUAUCCAGAACUGAUAGCUUUGGUACUGUGUAUGAAUGACAUUGACAUUUUUAACAUUUAACACAAUUUUUUUAUCAAAUAUUUAAAAUUGUCAAAAUUAAAACCAGACUACUUGAGA
This is a messenger RNA of Cynoglossus semilaevis (tongue sole), 2683 nucleotides long. It is a transcript of the gene zap70, whose product is annotated as zeta chain of T cell receptor associated protein kinase 70. Gene Ontology annotation, cellular component: cytoplasm. The record is from RefSeq and is a predicted model, not a curated record. Gene Ontology annotation, molecular function: ATP binding; non-membrane spanning protein tyrosine kinase activity. Bases 325 to 2139 code for a protein of 604 amino acids. The transcript has 13 exons. NCBI's taxonomy places the organism in Eukaryota, Metazoa, Chordata, Actinopteri, Pleuronectiformes, Cynoglossidae. Gene Ontology annotation, biological process: protein phosphorylation; intracellular signal transduction.